This is a messenger RNA of Zychaea mexicana, 702 nucleotides long. RefSeq names its product ribosomal protein L35A. The coding region runs from base 161 to 481 and encodes 106 amino acids. NCBI's taxonomy places the organism in Eukaryota, Fungi, Mucoromycota, Mucoromycetes, Mucorales, Lichtheimiaceae. Gene Ontology annotation, biological process: ribosomal large subunit biogenesis; cytoplasmic translation. Gene Ontology annotation, cellular component: ribosome; cytosolic large ribosomal subunit. Gene Ontology annotation, molecular function: structural constituent of ribosome. The transcript is spliced from 3 exons. The record is from RefSeq and is a predicted model, not a curated record.
UGACGAUUUCGAUAAGUGAAAUGUGUGCAUAGCAUAGGGUGAGGGAGGGAAACGGGACCUUGUGAUUGGCUAAUCAAGUGUCGCUCAACCAAUUCGGCAGAGAGUGAGAACCGUUCCGACAAGGCGAUUUCAAGGUUCCUCCUCCUUAAUCGUUAACCUCAUGGCUGAAACUCGUCUUUACAGCAAGGGCCGCGUCCUCGGUUUCGAACGUGCUAAGCGUACCCAGAACCCCAACGUCUCGCUCAUCAAGCUUGAGGGUGUUCAGACCACCAAGGAUGCCCAGUUCUACCUUGGCAAGCGUAUUGCCUAUGUGUACCGUGCUAAGCGCGAGAUUAACGGCUCCAAGAUUCGUGUUAUCUGGGGUCGCAUUGCCCGUACCCACGGUACCAGCGGUGUCGUCAAGGCUCGUUUCCGCAAGAACUUGCCCGCCAAGACCAUGGGUGCCUCCGUCCGCGUCAUGCUCUAUCCUUCCAACAUCUAAGUGAAUUUUUUCUAAAUGUUCACUUGAAAAAAUCCUUGUGGGGGAAUAAAAGCUCGCAUUACACACGAUAUCUUUUGUCAGCCAAAAAAUCACAAACAUUUUUUUUAGUCUUGAUGAAUAAUGGAGAAGAGGAGGAGGAGGAGAAAGUAUGAGAAAAGAAGGAAUGAGUUUUUACUUAUUGGUUGUACUACUGCAUCAGGAGAAGUUCGAAGAGGAAGAGG